Molecule: messenger RNA, 678 nt
Organism: Angiostrongylus costaricensis
Lineage: Eukaryota; Metazoa; Nematoda; Chromadorea; Rhabditida; Metastrongylidae
Source: the annotation of a GenBank genome assembly
AUGAAUGACAGCCGAUGGACAGGAGCCGUUAGGGACUGGAUUCCUCGGGAUGUUAAACGCACUGUAGGAAGGCCACCGACUCGAUGGUCAGAGUUAUUCACCAAAUGCCUAGAAGAAAGACAUGAUGCUCGACGAGUCCCUAGAGCGAGCGGAACCCACUGGGCUACUCUUGCACGCGACAGGGAAAAAUGGAAGAUUUGCUGGCGCCCUCUGGAGUCACUCGGCGAUCAGCGGGACUACAGGCACACUUCGCCCUACUUCUGUACACAUUUGGCGGAACGUCCAGAACCAAGUGAGCACAAACUAACCCGGUUAAAUCCAUCUAAGAUUGAAAAGGAUGAGCCAUUCGUAUGGUUUAUGGGAGAAUCUGAUAUUGAGAACGAUGAGCCAUUCACAUGGUCCAUGGAUGGAUGUGAUCAAGCCAGUGCCAGGCAACUCCCGUCCCGUCCAUUAUUCAUGCCCCGUCUACCCGACCAACUAAGCCAAUCGGAGACGGGAUCUGUAAUCUGUCCUGUACCUAAGUGUACAGGAAGGUUCAAAAAUCACGACAGUUUGUGCUUCCAUUGCAUGCUGAAACACGCUGAACUUGGAGCUGCUGGUACUCCUCAGAACUUUGCUGUAGAACAGUAUCGAUUCGAUAAUGAGAAGGAAUAUAAGGUUUGUACAGUCUUAUUUUAA